UUACACCACUUUUACCGUGAUAGCCUCAAUUGUUAAGUGCACUGCCUCCGAAACAAGAUCAUCGAUCUGUCCCAUUUUUUCACUUUCUAUCUGCUCAGUGCAAUCUUAUCUAACUUAUGUGUUGCGAGAUCGCAGGCGUUUAAGCUGGGCAUGUUCGGGGCGGAGUACGCAUGGCUGGUGGCGGGCGCGCCGCCGCGCAUCAGAGGCAGCGCACCGUGUGCGCGAGCGCAACUCGCGAGGGCGCUGGAAGGGCUUGUCACGGUCACUGCUCAUCGGGGUAUUGUGGGCGACGCGCCUUCUUAUUCUGGACUGACCAACGAACUGUUCCACCAAGAAAUGGAUCAAGAAGGAGCCACAGUCUCCCUCAACGCGCCCCAGACAUACGACGCGGUUUGGGCCAUGGCCCUGGCCCUGAGCCGAGCUGAACUCAUGUGGAGGACAUUGGAAGACAAUAACGGGACCAGGAAAGGAUUUGAACUGGGGCUGGGGUACUUUGAUUAUGAUAGAAAGGAUAUGGCAGAAGAGUUUUUGAAUCAAAUUGCUAAUCUGAGCUUUAUGGGUGUUUCGGGCCCUGUUUCCUUCAAUGGCGCUGACAGAAUAGGGACGUCUGCCUUUUAUCAGAUUCAAGGUGGCCGUCCAAGGACAGUGGCCCUGUACACCCACGGGCACGCGAUGGCAUGUAAAGACUGUGUGCGACCACAAUGGGCAGGAGGCAUACCAGCUGCCAGGAGGGUACUUGUGCUACGCAUGGACUCUGUUUGGGCGCCUGCAAGACUGGCAGUGGCAUCUUUAGCAGCCGCUGGAGUGUUAUUAGCACUGGCCUUUCUGGUUUUCAACUUGCAUUAUAGUAAACGAAGAUCAAUAAAGCUGUCGUCUCCCCGACUAAACAAUAUGACUUUGAUCGGGUGUGUACUCGUGUACACCGCAGUAGCGCUUCUCGGCGUCGACAGCGCCACACUUCCUCAUUUCGUGCCUUUCUCUGCUAUGUGUACAGGUAGAGUGUAUAUCCUGUCAGCUGGUUUCUCAUUAGCUUUCGGAUCAAUGUUUGCGAAAACUUAUCGAGUGCAUCGGAUAUUUAUAAGCAACCGCAGCGGUGUGUGCAAGACCAAACUUCUCCAAGACACGCCUCUGAUAUCCCUUGUCUGUGCAUUGCUAGUCAUCGACGGGAUGAUCGUCACGCUCUGGGCCAUGCUAGACCCUAUGGAGCGGCAUCUGAAGAACUUGACCGUUGAAAUCAGUGCAACGGACAGGAGCGUCGUUUAUCAACCUCAGAUAGAAAUCUGCAAAUCCCAAAACACAACGGGCUGGCUUUGCGCCUUAUACGCCUACAAAGGCCUUCUUCUCAUCGUCGGCGUCUACAUGGCCUGGGAAACCCGAAACGUCAAAAUCUCGGCACUCAACGACUCUAAAUACAUUGGAAUUAGUGUCUAUUCAGUUGUGAUAACAAGUGCAAGUGUGGUCGUUAUUGGCACUAUAAUUUCCGAGCGGGCAACGUUGGCUUAUAUUACUAUAACCAGCUUGAUUCUUAUAACAACAACGUCAACGUUAUGUUUGCUGUUUUUGCCUAAGAUUAUUGCUAUUAGAAAAAAUAAAACCGAAGAUGACCCCGUAAUACAAAGCAUGGGCCUAAAAUUAGAAUGUAAAACAAGAAGAUUCGUCACCGACGACACCCAAGAGCUUCACUUCAGGAUAGAAAUACAAAACAAAGUGUAUAAGAGAGAAGUGGCAGCGUUGGAUAAAGAGAUUGGUAGACUAGAAAAAUUGCUUGCAGAACCACUAUCAACCAGCAGUUCUAAUGCUUCUAUCGCUUUGCAUAGACGAACGGAAUUAAAUACUCUAGAUGAAGAAGGCAGCCGAAAAGACCCCGAUAGACGAACCCCAAGUAUUACAGGAGGUCUACCAAUGCUUCUCCUCUCCGUUCUGCCACCGGUCAUUCCUAGAGCCAGUUGGCCGUCAGCAGAAGCCUUCAGAAGCAGAAACUCCGUCAGCUUCAGUUCCCAACCAAAAUUGAACUACAGAAAAUCCCAACCAGCUAUAGACUUAUAUAACUUCUGUUUAAACAAGAGGGAAGAAAAUCCUGGUCUGCUUAAAAGACUAAAGAGUUUCUUCGGCCACAGUAGACCGCAGAGCAGAAAAGCUUCCACAAUGUCUAUAGCUGACCCUACAGGACAGAGUAUAGCGGCAGCGUUUAAAAUGCACGUGGGAAUGAUCACUGGUCUUGUACCAGGGAACAGAAAACACUCCAUGGUCUUAUCUUGCAAUACUUUGCACGUACCAAAUCCAGAAAUGAAAUUACGGAGAGAAUCGUUCGCUAGAAGUGGGCCUAUUAUAAGAAUAACUGACGAUGAACCCAGUUGCUCAAAUUAUCAGCCAGAAAGAAGAGUAAGUACACAAAAGUAUGUUGCUGAACCAGAAACGAAGGUCAAUUUCGUAUUACCAAUGAACGAAAAACCGAUAUCGCAUCAGAAUUCAUAUGAAAAAAUCAAGGGUUCGCCUAGGUUUCCACAUAGAAUAUCUCCAAAAGGAGCAAGCCUAACAACUCUGGAUAGAAGGAAGACAAGUACAGAUAGCGUUUUUAGUAUAACGCCCAAAGUUUUUGACGAACAAAGAAGAUACAGUCAUCAAAAUGUUUCGAAUCAAGAGCAGAAGGGAAAAGCUAUCUUGGAAAGUAGAUGGAAAUCCACUGAAGAUGCUAGACCAGGGCCUUCUUCGGGGAAUUGAGAACAUACAAACGUGGUAAAGACUAGAUAAUGUAAAUGUAGAGCUGGCUCCAGUUUGAAGGGUCCAACCACGGAAGGGUUGCUACUAUACGGCUUUGAUCCAAGUUUGAAAGCUUUAGAUGACUAUUAUAAAACGCCAAUAACACUAUUUGUUUUUGUACGUUACUUGUGUAAAAUUGAGAAUAUUUUGGAAAGUCAUAAACGCGUACCAUCGUCGAUCAUAUUAUUAUCGCUUUACAUCAGGUGUGAUUUAGAAAAAUUAAGUUUCCGUAAUAUUCUGCUACUUAGUAGAUUCUAGUUUGUAGCUUGGACGUAGGUCGAGAUCCCAAAUAUAAGUCAUUUCCCUGUAGCAUAUUAAAAUGUAUAGCAAUAUUUUCUUAUAGAAAACGUACAUAACUUUACUUAUCACGCUCAAGAGGUCUUCAAAGUAUAUCAAUCGUAUCAAGUAUUUAGUGUAGAUUGUAUUGUUGUGUAAAUAAAGUAGUAUGUGCAAAGACAUCAUGAUUAUCAUGAAAGAAAAAAAGGAAUAUUAACACCAAAGAGUAGAUUUUAGAUUGCUUUUGCUAAUUUUACAGCUACCUUGGUUGGUUUAGUUUUUUAAAAGUGGCCUACUUAGACGUUUGACGCUGUAUAGUCUGAUUUCUAACAUUUAUGGCACUUUUAGCACUAGCGUUCGUAUUAAAGCCGAAGCGUGGUUAGUGUGGGGUCUUUUAUUUUACCUUACUGUUCUAUUAAGGCAACAGCCAGUUAACAUAGAAACUCAUCGACGCCUUGGACGUCAAUCAUAACAUAAUAGUUUUAUCGAUUCUAGAGGGUUUUGUGGUAUCUAUUAUAUUUUAUGACCUUUUUUCUAUUUUAUAUUGAUAAUGUUUACAUAAUAAGGCCAUUAAAUAUUAAUUGUAGCGUUAAACUUGGAAGCAAUAUAAAUAUUAAUUAGUAUAAGAAUUUAUUUUUAGAUAAAGAAAAAUGUAUCAGAACUUUCGCCCUUAUUUUAAGAGUGGUACUAGAGACGUGUUCAAAUUUUAUAUAACUGAGCUCUUUAUGUUAAAAUCUAGAUAAAAUGUACGGGUAAAUUAGUUGAGUGU
Hyposmocoma kahamanoa is the source of this 3805-nucleotide messenger RNA. It is a transcript of the gene GABA-B-R3, whose product is annotated as gamma-aminobutyric acid type B receptor subunit 2. Gene Ontology annotation, molecular function: G protein-coupled GABA receptor activity. NCBI's taxonomy places the organism in Eukaryota, Metazoa, Arthropoda, Insecta, Lepidoptera, Cosmopterigidae. The transcript has 10 exons. The coding region runs from base 151 to 2721 and encodes 856 amino acids. Gene Ontology annotation, biological process: G protein-coupled receptor signaling pathway; gamma-aminobutyric acid signaling pathway. The record is from RefSeq and is a predicted model, not a curated record. Gene Ontology annotation, cellular component: membrane; G protein-coupled receptor heterodimeric complex.